This is a messenger RNA of Spizellomyces punctatus DAOM BR117, 375 nucleotides long. RefSeq lists its product as uncharacterized. The transcript has a single exon. The annotation marks the transcript as partial. NCBI's taxonomy places the organism in Eukaryota, Fungi, Chytridiomycota, Chytridiomycetes, Spizellomycetales, Spizellomycetaceae. The record is from RefSeq and is a predicted model, not a curated record.
AAGGAUAUUUUCUUUUUUCACGCAUUUCGGGUGCCGGGCACCAUUUUUGGGACGUCGACCAAGAUGCCAUACACUGCCGACCACCUCGCCUCCAACUACGCCUGGGGUGCCCUCAUCCUCUCCACAAUAACCCUCCUCACCUGUCUCAAAACCUGGCUAUCACACUACACAACCUUCCAUCUCCACCUCGGCAUCAUUUCCAGUGGUGUAUCCUUGUUUCUGAUAUUGUUUGCGGUCAAAACGGGGUAUUUCGUUCAAGGUGCCAAGCUUCGACCGGGGUUUGCAAUGUUGUAUUUGAGUGUGGAUUGGGUUUUGUAUUUUACGAUGAUGGGGUAUAUUUGGUUUGUUAGCGAGCGGGUCAAGAGGUUUGAAAUA